GCGAACGAAAGCUUUUUAAUUAGUAAUAAAACGCAAUAAAACGCAGCAAACCCAGCCCGAACCCGCGUCCGAACUAUCAGCGCGUUUGUGGGGAAAUCCGAGGAAGUCGCGCAGAAAACCGCAGCGGCCAGUCUCCUUCUCGGCCCGGCUUGGGGCAGGAGCUGCAGCGCUGUGCGGGGCAGGGCGGGGGGACAGUCACCUCGCCUCCAGGGCUACCUGGGUCCUUUUAAAGUGUCCAGGGUGCGGGCCCCGGGCAGGAGCGACGAGCACGGAAUGUUUUCUUAAAGGGCCAGUUCCGAGCUGUACUGAAAGGGGGGGGGAGGGGGAGAGAGAGAGAAGUGAGGUGAAGACCGAGAAGGCAUCGGAGAGCCCCCCAAUCCCGCGCCGAGGCGGCGGCGGCGGCGGCGCGACGAAGAGGAUGAUGAACACAUUGCAAAGUUUUUUUGGCCCCGGCGAGGGGUGUCAGAUUGAGUGCUCUGUGCGCAUGUGCGAAGGUGUCCAAACUGACAAUGCUAGGGAGAUGAAGAUAGUGUGUAGCUGCUUCUGGGCUCAAGGAGGAGGAGAGAGAUUCCGCGAGCCGACACCAUGCGAUCCAAGGCGAGGGCGAGGAAGCUAGCCAAAAGUGACGGUGACAUUGUAAAUAAUAUGUAUGAACCCGACCCGGACCUGCUGGCCGGCCAGAGUGCCGAGGAGGAGACCGAGGAUAGCAUCUUGUCGCCCAUCCCUAUGGGGCCGCCAUCCCCCUUCCCCACCAGCGAGGACUUCACUCCCAAGGAGGGCUCGCCCUAUGAGGCUCCUGUCUACAUUCCUGAAGACAUUCCAAUCCCACCAGACUUCGAGUUGCGAGAGUCCUCCAUCCCAGGAGCCGGUCUGGGGAUCUGGGCCAAGCGGAAGAUGGAAAUCGGGGAGAGGCUUGGCCCCUAUGUGGUGGCGCCCCGGGCCGCACUGAAGGAGGCCGACUUCGGAUGGGAGCAGAUGCUGACGGAUACAGAGGUGUCAUCCCAGGAGAGCUGCAUCAAAAAGCAGGUCUCUGAAGACUUGGGCAGCGAGAAGUUCUGCGUGGAUGCCAAUCAGGCUGGGGCUGGCAGCUGGCUCAAGUACAUCCGUGUAGCGUGUUCCUGUGAUGACCAAAACCUCACCAUGUGUCAGAUCAACGAACAGAUUUACUAUAAAGUCAUCAAGGACAUUGAGCCUGGAGAAGAGCUGCUGGCGCACGUGAAAGAAGGUGCCUACUCCUUGGGUGUCGUGGCACCCAGCCUGGAUGAGGACCCCACUUUCCGCUGCGAGGAGUGCGAUGAACUCUUCCAGUGCAAGCUGGACCUGAGGCGCCACAAGAAGUACGCCUGCAGCUCUGCGGGGGCCCCGCUCUACGAGGGCCUCGGGGAGGACCUCAAGCCCGAGGGCCUCGGCCGGGGCAGCGAUGGGCAAGCUCAUGAGUGCAAGGACUGCGAGCGGAUGUUCCCCAACAAAUACAGCUUGGAGCAACACAUGAUUGUCCACACGGAGGAGCGUGAGUACAAAUGCGACCAGUGUCCCAAGGCCUUCAACUGGAAGUCCAACCUCAUCCGCCACCAGAUGUCUCACGACAGUGGCAAGCGUUUCGAAUGUGAAAACUGCGUCAAGGUGUUCACGGAUCCCAGCAACCUCCAGCGUCACAUCCGCUCACAGCACGUUGGUGCCCGUGCCCACGCCUGCCCCGACUGCGGCAAGACCUUUGCCACAUCCUCUGGCCUCAAACAGCACAAACAUAUCCACAGCACGGUGAAGCCAUUCAUAUGUGAGGUCUGCCACAAGUCCUACACGCAGUUCUCCAACCUGUGCCGGCACAAGCGGAUGCACGCGGACUGCCGGACUCAGAUCAAGUGCAAGGACUGUGGGCAGAUGUUCAGCACCACCUCCUCCCUCAACAAGCACCGGCGCUUCUGCGAGGGCAAGAACCAUUACACGCCGGGCAGCAUCUUCACCCCAGGCCUGCCCUUGACCCCCAGCCCCAUGAUGGACAAGACAAAACCCUCCCCCACCCUCAACCAUGGGGGGCUAGGCUUCAGUGAGUACUUCCCCUCCAGACCUCAUCCUGGGAGCCUACCCUUCUCAGCGGCCCCUCCAGCCUUCCCCACGCUCACUCCGGGAUUCCCAGGCAUCUUUCCUCCAUCCUUGUACCCACGACCGCCUCUGCUACCUCCCACGCCACUGCUCAAGAGCCCCCUGAACCACGCGCAGGACGCCAAGCUCCCCAGCCCGCUGGGAAACCCAGCCCUGCCUCUUGUCUCUGCGGUCAGCAACAGCAGCCAGGGUGCCACGGCGGCCACGGGGCCAGAGGAGAAAUUUGACGGCCAGUUGGAAGAUGCGUACGUCGAGAAGGUCAAAGCCAGGAGCCCUGACAUGUCGGACGGCAGCGACUUUGAGGACAUCAACACCACGACGGGGACAGACCUGGACACCACCACGGGCACAGGCUCAGACCUGGACAGUGACGUGGACAGUGACCGAGACAAGGGCAAGGACAAGGCCAAGUCAUCUGAAAGCAAACCUGAGUUUGGGGGUGGAUCAGUGCCCUCUGGGGCCAUGAACAGUGUGGCCGAGGUGCCGGCCUUCUACUCCCAACACUCCUUCUUCCCGCCACCCGAGGAGCAACUGCUGACGGCCUCGGGAGCCGCCGGCGACUCCAUCAAGGCCAUUGCAUCCAUCGCUGAGAAGUACUUCGGGCCUGGCUUCAUGAGCAUGCAGGAGAAGAAACUAGGCUCGCUGCCCUACCACUCUGUGUUCCCCUUCCAGUUUCUGCCCAACUUCCCCCACUCUCUCUACCCCUUCACGGACCGAGCCCUCGCCCAUAACUUGCUGGUCAAGGCUGAGCCAAAGUCACCCCGGGAUGCCCUCAAGGUGGGCGGCCCCAGUGCAGAGUGCCCCUUUGACCUCACCACCAAACCAAAAGAGGCCAAGCCUGCCCUGCUCACACCUAAGGUCCCCCUGGUCCCCUCAUCCGGUGAGGAGCAGCCGUUAGACUUGAGCAUCGGCAGCAGGGCCCGGGCGAGCCAGAAUGGAGGCAGCCGUGAACCACGGAAGAACCACGUCUACGGUGAACGGAAGCCAGGGGUUGGCGAGGGGCUGGCUAAGGUCUGCCCAGCACAGCUGCCCCAGCAGCCAUCCCUGCACUAUGCCAAGCCCUCGCCCUUCUUCAUGGAUCCCAUCUACAGCAGGGUAGAAAAGCGGAAGGUGACGGACCCUGUGGGAGUCCUGAAAGAGAAGUACCUGCGGCCGUCCCCACUACUGUUCCACCCCCAGAUGUCAGCCAUAGAAACCAUGACAGAGAAGCUGGAGAGCUUUGCAGCCAUGAAGGCCGACUCAGGCAGCUCCCUGCAGCCCCUGCCUCACCACCCCUUCAACUUCCGGUCCCCACCCCCGACGCUCUCGGAUCCCAUCCUCAGGAAGGGCAAGGAGAGAUACACGUGCAGGUACUGUGGCAAGAUCUUCCCCAGAUCUGCGAACCUCACAAGACAUCUGAGGACACAUACUGGGGAGCAGCCAUACAGGUGCAAGUACUGUGACCGGUCGUUCAGCAUCUCCUCCAACCUCCAGCGGCACGUGAGGAACAUCCACAACAAAGAGAAGCCGUUCAAAUGCCACCUGUGCAACCGCUGCUUUGGGCAGCAGACCAACCUGGACCGGCAUCUGAAAAAACACGAGCAUGAAGGUGCACCAGUGAGCCAGCACUCUGGGGUUCUCACCAACCACCUGGGCACCAGCGCCUCCUCCCCCACCUCCGAGUCGGACAACCAUGCACUUUUAGAUGAGAAGGAGGAUUCCUACUUCUCCGAGAUCCGAAACUUCAUCGCCAACAGUGAGAUGAACCAGGCCUCUACUCGGAUGGACAAACGGCCUGAGAUUCAAGACCUGGACAGCAACCCCCCAUGUCCAGGCUCAGCCAGUGCAAAGCCGGAGGACGUAGAGGAGGAGGAAGAGGAGGAGCUGGAGGAAGAGGAUGAUGACAGCUUAGCCGGGAAGUCACAGGAGGACACAGUGUCCCCCACACCUGAGCCCCAAGGAGUCUAUGAGGACGAGGAGGAUGAGGAACCACCCAACUCCCUAACCAUGGGCUUUGACCAUACCCGAAGGUGUGUUGAGGAGCGAGGAGGCGGUGUGUUAGCUUUGGAGCCGACGCCGACCUUUGGGAAGGGGCUGGAUCUCCGCAGAGCAGCUGAGGAAGCAUUUGAAGUUAAGGAUGUGCUUAAUUCCACCUUAGAUUCUGAGGCUUUAAAACAAACCCUGUACAGGCAGGCUAAGAACCAGGCAUAUGCAAUGAUGCUGUCCCUCUCUGAGGACACUCCUCUCCACGUCCCCUCCCAGAGCUCACUGGAUGCUUGGUUAAACAUCACGGGAGCCUCGUCAGAGUCUGGAGCCUUUAACCCCAUCAACCACCUCUGAGGUCCUGGAGGCCCCAGGGCCAGAGUCCAAAGCCAGGGUCCCAGCUGUGGGAGAUGGAGAAGGGGCCGGGGGAAGCGCCUUGACACCUUCAAUUUGCCUCACCUCCGCUUCCAGCCCCACCCACUGUGGCUCAAGUCCAGCUUCUCCAAUGAAACUCAGAACCUGAAGGUCCCUCAAGAAUCCGUUGACCUUCACCACCUCUCAGAACUGGCCUCAAGGACACGGUCUGCAGUGGUGCAGUGCUCGGUGGCCGCCCAGGAGCUGCUCACGGGAAGCUGUCUAUCGGAUAACUAGGGGGCAGGGGUGGAAUCUCUAUCCCAAUAGGAGCCAAUUGGCCGCAUCUGGGCAGCCACAUGGUAUGAAGGAGGGGAACGGAAACAAGUGGGUAUGUGCUACGGAGAGACCUCGCAAAUGAUUUUUAUAAUGAAAAUUACAUGAAUAACCCUUUUGGUAAUCUUAUUGACUAUAGAGUCUAUUUAAGCAUGUGGGUUUUAAAAAAAUAGACAGUAUUUUUUAAAAAAUCAAAAAUGACUUGCAAAAUGUUUUUUAAAAGUAAUUUUGCAUUGCUUUGAAAUUUCAGCUUAUUGGCAAACCCACACCUGCCAGGACAUCGAGCACUGCUCGGGUGUGCCCUUUAUAAUGUAGAUAAUGGAGAAUUUUCUAUACCCGACCCUGUUUGUACAAGCCAAGGUGAUUCUGGGUGUCCCCAACGCAGGAUAAAGGGCAUGGAGGCAUCUGAAUAGCAUGCUGACUACACAGGAAUUCCUGGUCAUGGUGCCUGCCUGCAGGCUUGUGGAGGCCAAGUCAGGGAGGUUGUCUUGCCCCAUGCGGCCUGCAGAGGAAUCCACUGGUCCCCACCCAAGACCCCCCAAUUGUAUGGGGAGGUCGGGAGCUGGUGGCUGAGGUCUUCCAUGCUGGACACCUAAUGGUUUCUCCCCUCCAGCAGCCCCAGCGCUGGCCCUGACUGCCGCUCUUCUGAAGCCGGGGCUCUGGGCCAUAUCUAGGCCUUCAGCCUUCUACUCUUCCCAACCCUGGCGGUCUGAUGUCCUCCCUGUGGCCACUGAGCGUGGGGAACCUACCCGCCUGCUCCACCACGCCAGGACGCCUAGCACUACCUGUGCCUAAGACUCCAGAUCAACCGCAUAGCAGCCACUUCUGCUCUUUGUGUGGGUUCCUGGUGAGAGGUGGUCAGGAACAAGAGGAGGAUCCAGGGGACCUGCCACGCACAGAGCAGAGACAGCACAGCCCCUGGGACCAGAUGCCUCGCUCCCUUGGGACAGUCAUGAUUGUCUAAUUCUCUGCUUGAAUGGGCUUUAAGUUAUUCCCAUAGGGGCCAACUUCAAAUAAUUUCUUUCUCUGAUGGAAUUUACCUUAAUCUGUAUAUAACUUGUAAUUUUUUUUUCUAAUUCAUUUCUUUCCUUAUUUUAUUUCUUCCUUAACAGUAUUUUUGGCAUUGGACAACUUAUUCUGAAGAAUCAUGUCAAUCUAAGUAUGUAGUGAAGGACCAAAACCGUGUGAUAAGGUUGCGUGCUGUGUGAUCGGUAACCAGGGAGUGGGGCAGUUGUUAAUGUGCCAAAUACCCUGUGUCCCUCCCUUGAGGUCACUGCUGCCCAUUUACCAGACAAUCAUAUAAUUUUGUUAAAUUUGAGUUUUUAAAACAAGUGUUCUAUUUAUUUUAUUAUUUUGAAGAAAGAACAAAAAAAAUUGAGUAUCCCAACAAGAAAAGAAGGGGGAAAACCCUUCCUGAAUUGCCCUUUUAAAAAAAGAGAGAGAGGUAGUGUCAGUGUCAACAGCCGUGUGCAAGCGUGUCACACACAGGCGUGCCAGUGUCAGCAGCCGUGUGCAAGCGUGUCACACACAGGCGUGCCAGUGUCAGCAGCCGUGUGCAAGCGUGUCACACAAGCCUGUCACACACGGGCCAUGCCAGUGGUUCUCUCUGAGAGCAGCAUGAACAUCAAGCAGGUGUGUUCCGUGAAUGUGGUGGCUGUUCUGGGGCCAAGACAAUCAUCUCUGCUGAUGCUGAGUGGUCCAGGCUGUGCUGGAGACUCGAGGGGGACAUCCCUGGAGACACCACGACCCUGCAGGUUCCAGCGAAUCCCAGUGACGUAAGACAGAACAGUCCAGCAUGCACGCCCAGAAGCACAUUCACAUGUGCAGAGCAGAGCAGCAGGGACCCUCUUCUGAGGAACGUGCCAUGAUCAGGCUGUAGGGAUUUGUGGGCCCAGCCGCUCACACUUCUCACAGGUUCACGACAUCCUCUCAGUGAAGGUCUAGGCCUCGGCUUAGGAGUUCCCGUUUCCUCCACAUGGAAGCUAGACGGGACCCCUGAAUAAGUUCAACCUCAGACAUACGUGUCCCACUUUUGUAAACCCCGAAUUAUAUGCUUUCUUCUGAGAAAGAGUAAGACGUGUGCUUUUUCUUUUUUCCGCGAUGUGACUUUUUAUCUCCAAAGUGGGGCGUCUGUCUGGAUAGAGACGUCUGUGACCCUUUUUUUCCAGCAGCAGAGCAGCUAAAGGCUCUCCUUUUCGUCCUUUUUGGCGCUCCCGACCCCUGUCCUCCUCUUGUAACCACUCUUUCCUUCUCGAGAGUCCCAGUUGUGCUGCCGUGUGCUUUGCCUGCCCGUCCCUGCCCCCAAGAGCAUCCAUGGCAAAGCCCAGAUUCUCCUGAGCAGUCAACUCUUGGGCCCAGCACUUGCCCCCCUGACAAAGACAGCACUGACCCUAGAUUUAUCUGUCUCCACACUGCAUGGCCCCCAGACAGUGAGCUCUGCCUACCUGACAUCUUUGCACUCUUGUGGUGCCCAGCUGACUCAAGCCAAGUGUCAGGCACAGAAGAUUCUCUCAGGGUCAUGGAGCUGGACCAGAUGUGAGUUCCAGGAUCCUGACUACCGGGGACCCAAACCAUGCCUGUUGCCGUGCGCAUGGAAUGGCCAGACAAGUGUCCAGCCAGGAUUGUUUCCCUGAUGUCCUUCCAAUUGUUGGUACUUGCCUGCCAAAAUAGAUAUUCAAGAGGAGGCCUCCUAGUCUGUAUUCCCUCCAGCCCCGGACAAGGUCCCAUUCUUCCCCUGUGACAGCCGCCUUUCCUAGGAAGAGCAGGCAGGAAAGAUGGGGCUUCACCAUCCUGCAGGCAAGGUGGAUCCUGAAUGCAGGAGACAACCCAGGGCAUCCCUGUGCCAAACCAGCAGUGGGUAAGCACGACAUGGCUGAGCCUGCCCAGCCUGAGAGGAGCCCCACUUUCUAAGACCAGGAGAGCAGGUGAUCCCCAGACCCUGACUGACCUAACCCCUCUGCCUCUCAGAGCUCAGACCCACAGGGCCGUUGGCUUCCUCCACCUCCUCUGCUUCCCCAGUGAGUGUGUAUGAAGCCCUGGCUCAAAUACAUACCACGUGUUUUAGACUCGAAGCGCAAGCACUGGAUCAUGGUCCCUAUCCCGCCCCGUCUCCCUGCCCAAGUGACUGAAACCUACUGAACUUUCACUGUGCUGUUCCAGGUAGGGAAGAGGAGGCCCCUGUGCUGCUGCUGGGACAGGAGGGUGGGGAGCCUGUGAUGGACGGCACCCCCUCUCGCCAGUGGACGCUGGGACACUCCUGUCCACAGAGACCAGCCGGGUAUCCAAAGCCAUGAAAAUUGUCUCUGUAGCCCUUGAGCGAUAACUGUGACAAGACGUUCUCGUGUGAUUCCCAGAGAAGUUCCUCUCUCGCCAUUCCCGUCACGUGUUUGUUUAAUCCCUCUCUGUCACCAGUUCAAACCACCACUCCCAGGAGGGAAAAGGUUGAGUCCAGAAAGGCAGCUCGAAUUUCUAGUUGUGUGAUUCACUUGCAAAGCGGAGGAAGCUGGGGGUUUUCUUCCCUGCCUCCUGUAGCACCCGCUACUCUCUCCAACAUGGGGGACGUGGGGCCCUGGUGUCAGAAUACUUAACUUAAAGCCUGUGCGUGCGAGUGUGUGUGCAUAUGUGGUGUGUGUGUGUGUAUACGUGCGUGUGGGUGGUUUGUAUGGAUUUUGAACCAAUAGUAUAUAAAUAUAAAUAUAUAUAUAUCCCUGACACCUGUGAGAAUCUCGAGACUGUACGAGUGUUGCCAUUGUCACAUUCAGAUCUGACUCAAUUUGUUUCUGUUUCUGUUUUGUUUUGUUUUUCCUUUUAGAACUAUAUAGUGUUGAGAAAGAAAUCAAAUGUAAAUGUCUGGUUUUCAUAUAAUGUUAAAGAAUUAAAAACCAUGGAGGAGGAGGCUGGGGCCUGUCCUCGUCGCCUUCCUUUGUAAAUUGCUGUUGUGUUGAUAAGCUGUGCAUGGCUCGUGUUUAGCGGUCAUUAUUGUGUCUGUUUGUGAGAUUUUUAUUACGAGGAAAAUCCCGUAGAUGCACUUACUGAAUAUGUGGUUAGGGUCUGAGUCAAGGCCAGGAGGCCCAAAACGCCCAUGAAAAACGGACCGCCGUUCCUGAUGACUAUGGAGAUCGCCGUGGGAGAAUCAUGCGUUAAGGAGACGCGACGUAGAGAAUAGUCGAAAGUGAUUUUUGCAGAUCUCAUUCUGAGGCUUGUGGCAAAGAUAAAUGUACUUGUGUAGAGAUUUCUGUAAGGUAAAAGCCAGGAGAGGCUGGCUUUAAGGUCAAUGCUGUAGAAUAGGAUGACUGGAUACCAAAUGUAAUCUUUCCAAUGCUACAAUGAAUUUAUACAUGAGAUUGAUAUGCAAUAAAUCUGUGUGUUU
Molecule: messenger RNA, 9121 nt
Organism: Alexandromys fortis (reed vole)
Lineage: Eukaryota; Metazoa; Chordata; Mammalia; Rodentia; Cricetidae
Gene: Prdm16
Product: PR/SET domain 16
Exons: 17
Coding region: 586-4422 (1278 amino acids)
Molecular function (GO): protein binding; transcription coregulator activity; histone H3K9 methyltransferase activity
Source: RefSeq, a predicted model, not a curated record